UGUCACUCGGCCGCGCUCGCGACUGUCUCACGUACACCGUGCGUGUUUUGGAGAUUCGCCGUAUCCCGGACCCCGGUACAACCGCAAUCCAUAUCAGUGCACUCACAGCACUACAUGCCAGAGACGCCGCUGUUCCGGAUCGCACACGAGCUGGCUGAGGAAUUCGGCAUCUCGUCGAUCAAGCGAAUUGACGUUGAGCCAGCCGACACUGCCAAUGACUUGUUUGCAGGGGGCAUGGCUGGGAUCCCCGGUAGCAGUGGCUCGGUGAUGUCGACCCCCAGGUCGACUUGCUCUGCAUCCAAUAUCAGGCACUCGAUUGGCGCAUCCGCGUCUGGCGUCAGUCGCAUCCGGUCAGGCGCCCGUGGUCUACUUAUUCCCGAAACCCCCUCACGCCUAAAUGCCGGCGGAAGUGCCACAUCCCAAAGGGCUAGUAGAUCAAUGCAGCCAGCGGCCCAGUUUUCCUCUGCCGCUACCGCUGCUGCUUGGAAAGGACUGUGGGGACUACCAACUUGGACACGGCCAGGACCACCUGUGCUGGCAACAUAUCCAUGCGCACUGGGGCCAUCGCAUAUGACGCCAGUUACCAAUGACACGUCUGUCUCCACAAUGGAUACGUUCUCAACGACCAGCGCCCAGUCGAUCGGUAGCCCAACCCAAGAUGAGUUCAUCGGCGCCUCCUUGGCAUGGUUUGCGAUCGGUUGCUACUACUUGGUGACAGCAUCGAUUCUAACAGCCCCAGCCUCUGCCCAAGCCGACUGGGGGCAGUCACAUACGUCCUUUGGUGGGAUUCUGACGUCCGCAGCUCGCCUGGGCAUAUCUGGAUCUAACAGCGAUGGUGGGACCUCGCUGCGUCGUGGUCAGCCGCUGACACCUGAAGCUGAGCAUGCGCUCUCUGAAGCCCGCCGGUGGCUUACCAAAACGACCCUUGUCUCACCGCGCAGUGUUUCGGCAUGGGUUGCUUUUGCCCAUACGUUCGUGCUUGCUGGAGAGUGGGAAUCGGCAACACGUGCUCUGCACACGGCUGUCGGUCUGUGUGGAUUCGAAGGUGUUGUUCACGGCGGUGGCCGCGACUCUGGAUCGACAGCAAAGUCGUCGCACGGGACACCUAGCAAGCACGUGGCAUUUAGAAGUGCACGGGUACUGCAGAUGCCAGAGCGUGGCAGUCGGGCUGCACACGCACCACUGGCAAAUCUUGGCAGUGUUUACCUACAAAUGGGUGACCUAACCAUGGCCGAGUCAUGUUUUGAUGCCAGUAUGCGCUGCCUGAGUGGAUUCUGCAUCCGCGACUGUCUCUCUCUAUGGAUGCCGGUCGUUGACGCCAUCCAUGAUGACCAGAUCCUAGCCUGGUGCGAGAACACCAGCCAUAAGCAGUCCGAAUCCAAUCGUAUUAGUCACUCAGCAUCAGCCAUGACUGACCCACAGCUGCUCAACGAUAUUGGUGUCCUAUACUACGCGCGCAGCGAAUUUAGUACAGCAAAGCUGCUCUUUGCUAUGGCACUCCAUGCUCUGCAUAUCAACACUAACCAGCAACAUAUGCUGCAAUCGGCAUUCGCUCCGUCGCAGAAGCACACUACGCGCUGGUCACGAGCGCCAGAUGCUCAGGCUGCAUAUUCUCUGCCCAUGGCCAACCUGGGCAAUGCUUUGCGUCGCAUGGAUCGACUUGAUGCCGCACUGCUGUGCCUCGACGCAUCGGCAAAAUGUAUGCCAUCUAACCCCGAAAUUGCACUAUCGACUGCGUUCACCCUACACUCUCGUGCAAUAUCCCUACUCGACCAAAGCGACUCUGUCAGUGCCAGCCGCGACCUCGACCGCUCCAUCGAUUUGUACCACGAUAUUCUCUCCUCGCGACCUGGUGACCCAGUCACCACUGAUCUCUUGGCACUGGCACUGGAGUUAUCUACAAACAUCCAAGGCACGGUUUUGCUAGGCGGACUGUUGGAUUUCAGCAAGGAACAGCAUGCCCAAAUGGACCAGCAUCCUCGAACCCCAGGUGAGCUGAAAUAUCAAGGGGAUGUGAGCAGCAAGCCAUCAAAUCCGAGCUCUCCUCACCAAGCCUCCAUUUCUAGAGAGGAAUUACCAGCCAUAGAGUUAGACCAGUACUCCAGCAGCUACCAUCCUUCAUCCAAUCGUGCGUCACUGGAGCCAGAAGUUGAUGGAAGUGACGAGGAAAUGGAGAUUGAAGAGGAUACUGACAGCGAUAUGGCUGUAGACUGAUAUGGCUAAAUGCUGCGCUUUUGAAUACUUUAAUACUAUGCCC
Linderina pennispora is the source of this 2257-nucleotide messenger RNA. RefSeq lists its product as uncharacterized. Gene Ontology annotation, biological process: cell division. Lineage: Eukaryota; Fungi; Kickxellomycota; Kickxellomycetes; Kickxellales; Kickxellaceae. Gene Ontology annotation, molecular function: protein binding. The coding region runs from base 115 to 2214 and encodes 699 amino acids. The transcript has a single exon. The record is from RefSeq and is a predicted model, not a curated record.